AUGGAGUCAACCUUCCCCAUCAUGAUGGACUCGACCGAUCGAUCGGAUCAGACCGACCUCGGAGCGUCUCAGAUGGUAAUCCAGCAGUAUGCACGAUACCCAUCCACGAUGGAAUCAACACUUCGCAGUGCCUCUUCACUUGGAAGCGCUCGCAGCCAGACUGAGGCUAACAAAUCCCCAUCGCUGCAUCGUAAAGAGACUCCCCGGAGCAUUCAAUCUUCUCCAAGGGGGUUCCGCUCCGUUAUUCCCCCGUCCUCGGCAGCUCGUUCCGGGCCCUCCAUGUCUCCUCCAGUCUUCGAUGCCCUCCGUCACCAGCAAUUGAAAGACGCCGCUGACCAGGCUGAAUCCCGGGGUUUGCCUUCACGUGAAAUCACUGACGAAACAAUUGACGAUGCCUAUGUGCUAUUCAUCCUAUAUUGCAAUCCGAAUGUUCCUUCUUCUGUUGAUACCUUGGAUCUUCGACGAACCUUUCGAUGCCCUCCACGCAGUGAUGGCAAAAACUUCAGUGUUUUUACCCUAUUUGAGCUCAUUCGCAAGUUCGAUAAUAAAGAGCUCAAGACAUGGAUUCAAUUAGCGAUUGAACUGGGUGUGGAGCCACCCUCCAUGGAGAAGAAACAAAGCACCCAGAAAGUUCAACACGAUGGAUGCGUGCCAUGCAUGUCGAUGCCUUUUUCGAAUAUUGUCUGGGCCACCAACAUCAGUACUAUACUCAGCUACCCCCCCUUGGGCCCAUAUGUUGGCGAAUCCCGCGAUGGUGUGCCUCUGGAAGAAGAUCUUGCCCUCCGCGCACUUGUACCUCAAUGGAAGCCCAAAAGAGGCAGGAAAAGAGCAGAGGAUAGGGAGCUUGAAGAAGAAAAGACUAUAAAGCGACCCCAGCUAGAUACAUCGGUAGCAGGUCUACAACCUGGAGGCUUUCAGCAGCACUCUGUGACCUUUCCACAGAGCGCCAUACCGUUCAGUGCAUUUCCAAGUGAGGAUCCUUGGAUAACGGCCACCUCAGCAUACCCGCAACCUGGGCAAUCAGAGCAACCCGGACAGGACCUUCGCUGGAGACUUCCGGAGCGGGAAACAUCGCCUGCGGGAUACCCUCAAUCCGCGAUUAUUCCACGAGGAAACCAGCCAUCUGAUUCUGUUGUGUCUGUUGAGCCUCGAUCCGCCAUCACACCAUCUACCAGCGAGAAAAGUCGCUCGCGACGUAGACAUGGACCGGCGGUUUCGUCAGCUUGGUCAAACAGCAACGGUUCAUCUAAUGGUAAAAGUCGAGGCAGGCCACCUAGUAAACCAGCAACAUCCGGCUCAUUUUCCACAUUUCAUGUCAACACCGCACGAGACUCUUCACAUCUCUCAACGAACCCUCUCCACCAACCCUCUUCCCUCGUGCUUAAUCAGAGCUCGUCACAGCCAAUCCCAGGCUCAAGCUUCGACCAAUCACCUACCCCCGCUAAUAAUGGAAGACCAAGCAAGCUUCAGUUGCAGGUUCCUCAGCAUUUCGGGGCCCCAGUACGUCUUGCAACACCGCCAACACUUCUAGUUAAUGGCGUGAACGGGGCAGUCGUACAUGCCAACCAAAUUCACACAUCCGAUUCAGCAGACAAUGAAUCUAUCGAAGAACAAGGGGAUGGCGGUUCUAAAAUAACUGUUGACAGAAUUAUUCAUGUCCUUACAGAUGACCUUAUGCGUGCUCGUCUCACUGGACGAACGGACCCUUUGAAGCUUGGCGAAACUCGCGAAUUGGCUUCAGCCAUAGUAGCCAAUGUUUCUUCUACCUACUCUCAGAUGUCAUUUGACUUUGCAACAUUACACUUGGCCACUCAUCUAGGGGUAGCUCAUCAUUUUGGGGUUUUAGCCCCGCGACCAAUUGUGAUGGCUUUGAAUAUCGACACAUCGCCGCGACGUGGAGAUCUCACCGGCACAAAAUACAGCCUUUCCUUGGAAUACACACCAUCGUUUCAUUUGUCGAUACAUCUCAUACUGGGAGAUCUCCACUUGGGAAAUGUGGCACCCACGGCAUACAAUCAAGCAGCCAACACCGCACAAAGUCAAGAAAAAUCCGUUCCGGAAUAUGACUUGGAAGGUCUUGAUCUAGAAGAGGACAGUUUCGACCCUUCAGCACCAGAGGUCAGCUGGAAAUCACGUUACAUGAAACUGCGGGCACAGAUGCAAAAGAAAGAGCGUGCCUUGUCUCAUUACAAGCGCAAGAUUGUUGAGUCGGUCAUGGCGGACAUUUGA
This is a messenger RNA of Penicillium manginii, 2229 nucleotides long. RefSeq names its product putative ARS binding protein Abp2 (gene abp2). The record is from RefSeq and is a predicted model, not a curated record. The transcript is spliced from 2 exons. The coding region runs from base 1 to 2229 and encodes 742 amino acids. Lineage: Eukaryota; Fungi; Ascomycota; Eurotiomycetes; Eurotiales; Aspergillaceae. Gene Ontology annotation, molecular function: DNA replication origin binding.